AUGGUUAUGCUGCUAGUGUGACGUCUAAUCUAGUGGACGGAAAUCAUAUUUCAACAGCAGCAACAAUAGUUAGUCAGACACCUCAGUAGCUUGCUAGACAAAAUAGCCGAACCAAUAUAUCGCUUUAGUGUAUAUUAGCCACUGUGUUUUAAACCCACUUCUGUCGUCUUGGUUAGUUAUCCGAUUUAAUUUCAUAUUUACGGUUUUGUUGUUAUUAUUCAGCUAGCGGUCUGGUUAAGUUAGCAUUAGCCUAGCUAACAUCCCCGAACAUGCGGUCACUAAACUACUCUCCUUCUAAUGAAGAGGAGGAUAUCACAGUAAAACAAGAAGUAGAGGGUGAGGCCGUUACUGUGAAAGAAGAGGAAGACAUGUUCAGAGUGAAAGAGGAGGAUGUUACAGUAAAAGGAGAGGAUGAAGCAGUUUAUAGAGUGAAAGAGGAGGAGGAGAUGACUGUUUCAUCGGAAAAGGAGGAGGAGAUGACUGUUACAUCGAAAAAGGAGGAAGAAGAGGAGGAAACUGGAUAUCUGGGCCUGGUUUCCCAAACGCAUCUUAAGGCAUCCAAUGGUUCUACCGAUGAAUUAAGCCAUAAGAUGGUUUUGAGAAACCGUUCCCUGAUUAACACUAGAGAGAGAACCGUCUACCAUGGGUCCUCUUGGGAGCCUCAACAACCUCAUGAUACUGACAAGGCAGAGAAGAGUCUCUCUAGAUCAGAACUCCUCAAGAAACACCAGCAGACACCCACGGGAAAGAAAUCUCAUUGCUGCUCUGACUGUGGGAAAAGAUUCACCUCAUCAGCAGGCAUUAAAAUUCAUCAGAGAAUCCACACUUUAGAGAAACAUUAUUGCUGUACUCAAUGUGGGAAGAGUUUUGAUACAUCAAGCCAUCUUUUUGUACACCAAAGAACACACACAGGAGAGAAACCAUAUUGCUGUGAUCAAUGUGGGAAGAGGUUUACUCAGCUAUGCAACCUAAUAUCACACCAGAGAAUACACACAGGAGAGAAACCUUAUAGCUGUGAUCAAUGUGGGAAGAGUUUUACUCAGCUAUGCACCCUAAUAUCACACCAGAGAAUACACACAGGAGAGAAACCGUACAGCUGUGAUGAAUGUGGGAAGAGUUUUGCAAGGUCGAGCAAUCUGACUCUUCACCAGAGAACACACACAGGAGAGAAACCUUAUGUCUGUGAUCAAUGUGGGAAGAGUUUUACUCAGCUAAGCAGCCUGAUAUCACACCAGAGAGUACACACAGGAGAGAAACCGUACAGCUGUGAUGAAUGUGGGAAGAGUUUUGCAAGGUCGAGCAAUCUGACUCUUCACCAGAGAACACACACAGGAGAGAACCCCUAUAGUUGUACUCAAUGUGGGAUUUUUUUUUUUACAUCUAGCCAUCUGAAGAUACACCAGAGAAGACACACAGGAGAGAAACCUUAUAGCUGUACUCAAUGUGGGAAGUGUUUUGUUCAAUCUAGCCAUCUUAAGAAACACCAGAGAACACACACAGGAGAGAAACCUUAUAGCUGUACUCAAUGUGGGAAGAGUUUUGUUCAAUCUGGGGAACUGAAGAUACACCAGAGAACACACACAGGAGAGAAACCCUAUUGCUGUACUCAAUGUGGGAAGAGUUUUGUUCAAUCUAGCCAUCUGAAGAAACACCAGAGAACACACACAGGAGAAAAACCCUAUAGCUGUGAUCAAUGUGGGAAGCAUUUUACUCAGUCAAGCCACUUGAUAGCACACCAGAGAACACACACAGGAGAGAAACCUCAUAGCUGUACUCAAUGUGGGAAAAGUUUUACUCAGUCAAGCCACCUGAUAUCACACCAGAGAACACAUACAGGAGAUAAAUCUUAUAGCUGUGAUACUCUGAUAUAAGAUAUCUGAUUAAACAUCAGAAAAUACAUGCAUGAAGGAGUUUUUUCAUGAUAUCAAACAUUGUAGAAGGAGUAUUUUAAUGAUGUCACAAUGUAGAAGGUCCUUUGUAGAAGGAGUAUUUGGUUGCUGAUUGUCUCAAGGUUGGGCAGUCAAAAAGUUUUGUGUUUUACUUUUAGCCAGUGCAUCAAAAUUUAUUUUGACUAAGUUUUUGCCGUAUUGGAGAUGAGUUUUGUUUGGGCUCUUUCCAAGGGGACGAGAGUUCUAGAAGCAAGUGAGUUUAAGGAUUCUAUAGAAAGAAAAAGAAAAGAUACGAUUGUAUAUUAUUAUUUAGAAAUAAAUGUUUUUUUAUUGUUUUUAAUUGUUGACAGCCAGUAGACACCAUGUUUAUAUUGUAGAAGGUGAAGUAUUGUAGUAGAAUAUGUGAAAUGGAAGAUAUUUUCUGUUGGUGGUGCGCAAACUUUUCCAACAACAAGAUAGGAUAUAUUUGUUGUUUUUAGGGGGAAAGUGUUACAGGCGUUCGUUUUUCAAUUUAUGUUUUGAGGUUGGACUUUAGCACGUAGGAAAGGGGGAUACCUAGUCUGUACAACUGAAUGCGUUCAACGGAAAUGUGUCUUCAGUGCACUGAUUGGUGUCACUUCGUUAGCACGUAGGACGCACUGAUUGGUGUCACCUCGUUUGGACGUCCAGCUUGUUAGCACGUAUAGCUAGUUAGCAUGUAGCAUGCACUGAUUGGUGUCACCUCGUUAGUCAGUAUGUGUUACAUCUGUGCUGGCUUGUCCAUCUCGUUAGUGGGAAGGUGUUUCACCUGACCUGGUCCAGGUUCUAUUUAAGAGUGUCUGGACCAGUGCUCCAGUUGUCUUGAUAGAUGUGGAGAGUCAACACCUUUAGUUGCAUCCCGUUUUUAAGUUUGUUGUGGGUUUUUCUUUUGUUUGCCUCUUCUUGGUCAGAAUUAGUGGGUCUCAUGGUGGGUGUCUUUUAGGUCUCAGUUGUUGUUACCAGUCAACUUUCAGUGGACACCCCCAUAGUGUCAUUCAGAAUCCCUCCUAAAACCCCACCUGUUAAGUUUUUGUUUUCAGUGACUUUGUUGUCAGACCUCUGGUAUACCAUACCAUCCCUUUUCUAUUUAAGUGAUGUUUCUGGUUUUCUUGCUGGGAAAUGUAACAACAAACAAUGUAGUAAAACCAGCUUAUAUUUUGGGUUGUAGCAUCCAGUUCUUGUUAAUCAAAGGCAUUUCCUUGAAAUGUUCAUUAGUCUUUCAGUUGUUAUUCUUCUGUUUGCUGUGUAUGUUUUUAUUUGUUUUUUUUUCUGUGAAAUGUGCUGUUUAAUUAAAGCUUGGUUUGGACAUAUUGCAAAAUAAAUGGAACCAAUCAACA
Oncorhynchus tshawytscha (Chinook salmon) is the source of this 3244-nucleotide messenger RNA. Its product is annotated as zinc finger protein OZF-like. Lineage: Eukaryota; Metazoa; Chordata; Actinopteri; Salmoniformes; Salmonidae. The record is from RefSeq and is a predicted model, not a curated record. Gene Ontology annotation, molecular function: DNA-binding transcription factor activity, RNA polymerase II-specific; RNA polymerase II cis-regulatory region sequence-specific DNA binding. Gene Ontology annotation, biological process: regulation of transcription by RNA polymerase II. The transcript is spliced from 2 exons. The coding region runs from base 270 to 1871 and encodes 533 amino acids.